AUGGCGUUGGCACCGGUCUUGAAGAAUGUCAUCCAGGAGCUUGAGGCGAAGUUGGAGCAGGUGGAGGCUAACAUCUACAACGAGCAAGCGAGCUCUCGCAAGGACCUGGCGCUGUUUGCUUGGAAAACCGCCCGCGUUCUGAGGAACCUCAUCAAGCCAGAGGAUUCUGAGGAUCGGGGGAUGCUCUGGCACGAGUGCAAGGGUGCCUUGAAGGACGUCUUGUACAUUGAGAAGUUCAAUCCCCACGUCUUCAUGGAGUUUCAGGUACGUGAUGUUUUGGAGAAGGACAUUGCCAAAAUGAUGAAGAUGCUGCUUGAUUACCUGCGAAGGCGACAGUCUGGGAAGGCCAAGGCCCCCGAGCUGAUGGUAGAGGUUCGACCAAAGAAGGCUGCUAAGCUGGAGGAGGAGCCCAAAGAGUCCCAAGAAGAGGAGGAGGCCACGGACAGCCGCGGUUGGCAAAGAAAGGGACGGCGCUGGAAUGGUCCAAACUGGUGGGAGAACUCGCUGGACGACCAGUAUCUGUCGCAGGGCGCCAUAGGCCUCGAGGACAGUGACCCAGAAGAAGAGUGUCCGGACAAGGCAGAGUUUGGCAGCUGCGCAUAUGGCCAGCAGUGCGGCUUCUGCCACAGGUGA
Messenger RNA from Symbiodinium sp. CCMP2592, 633 nucleotides. Lineage: Eukaryota; Dinophyceae; Suessiales; Symbiodiniaceae. The record is from the annotation of a GenBank genome assembly.